Messenger RNA from Betta splendens (Siamese fighting fish), 2330 nucleotides. It is a transcript of the gene ecd, whose product is annotated as ecdysoneless homolog (Drosophila). The transcript has 14 exons. Lineage: Eukaryota; Metazoa; Chordata; Actinopteri; Anabantiformes; Osphronemidae. Bases 180 to 2159 code for a protein of 659 amino acids. Gene Ontology annotation, cellular component: nucleus. The record is from RefSeq and is a predicted model, not a curated record.
ACAAUUUGUUGUAGUCGGGUAAAUGUUUCGUUAGGACACAAACAGUGACAGAUGGCGUGUUAGCAGCAACGUACCGAGAAGUGAGCGUCAUUUCGUUCUCUGUCAAAAAAGGCUCUCUGGAUUUUACUGACGUUAUUUAGGGCAACACAAAAAUCCAAGGUCCCUUACAGACUCCUACAAUGGACGCUCUGCAACGGAAAGUGCUUAUGGAGGACAUGGUCCAAUACAAACUUUUCUUGGUCCAGUCGGACAAAUUAACUUUAAAGCAAACUGAAGAACGCCUCCUUCAUUUAGUAGAGAAGAUUUUGGCAGAGGUUGCCCCACUCCUGAUCCAGUAUAUCUGGCAGCACCAGUCAUUUAACCUCAGGUUUUAUCCCGAGAAAGGAGGUUUUCCUGCUCAUAUCGGAGGUGCCACUCAUUUUGGGGACAAUGUGGAAGAUGAGUGGUUUAUAGUAUUUCUUCUCCAGCAAAUCACCCAGGCCUUCCCAGAUCUCGCAGCCAGUGUUUAUGACAACGAUGGUGAAUUUAUUCUGAUUGAAGCAGCUGAUUAUCUUCCUAAGUGGCUGAAUCCAGACACCAGUGAAAAUAGGGUCUUCCUCUAUAGGGGAGAACUGCAUAUUCUGCCUUGCCCUUCUGCAUCCAGUCCAGUGGGGGUCUCAAAAGAUAUUGUACCCAGUGUCGCACAAGCUCUAGCAAUGCUCUCCAACCACUCAGAGGCCUGUCGAGCAAGUUUAAAGAUUUGUUCAGCACUGAGGAAACGACUGGAGGGGUACCCUGAGAGGAUUCAAAUGGGUCUCCACCGUGCCCACUGCUUCAUACCUGCCGGUAUUGCCAGGGUGUUGGCACAACGACCAGACCUGGUGGCCCCUGCAGUGUCAGCUUUCUAUCUGCGCGAUCCAGUAGAUCUGCAGGCCUGCAGAAGCUUCAAGAUCUUUCCUGCUGAUACAAGAGUUCUAGCCUUGGUUACAUUCACCCGUUGCCUCUAUGCCCAGCUAUGUCAACAACCGUUCACCCCUGAUCGGAGGAGCCAUUUCAACUUGCCUCCUCGCUCUCAUCCCCAGUAUAAAGCCCAUGACCUUGGCAUGAAACUGGCCCACGGCUUUGAGAUCCUGUGUUCAAAGUGCCAGAUGCCUUCAUCAGAGCCUAAUGCACCUGUCAGUUGUAACCCUCAGUGGAAAGGCUUCAUGGAUAGUCUGAAAACAAAUGGCUAUUUCCAGGGAGAACUGGAUGGUUCAGCUCGUUACAGAGAACUAACAAAGUCAGCAGAAAACUUUUUCAAACAGUCUGUCGUCUCCAAAUCAAGUGCUUUGACACCAGGUGAAGAGAUUCUCCAGCUGUUGCACAACAGCACUUCUCCCAGUCUGGAGGAGCUGCAGAAACAGGAAUCACACCUCCCCCCAGAGGACAGUGAGAGUUGGCUUGAUAUCACAGCCCAGGAUUUGGAGCGUAUAUUGCAGGAGAGGAGGGAGGGUCGAGCUAAGGCUGGCAGCCAAAACUCUACUUCCACCAGAGAGUUACAGCAACAUGUGAAGGGUCCAGAGAAGAGCGUUAAAGACGAAGAUGAGACUGGUUACAGCCUGGUAGCUGUCAGUCAGGGGAUGAAGGAUUUCCUCAAUGCCAUGUCGUCACAUGAAGGUGCUGAACUGCCCUGGAGCAGCUCAACUGAACCUUUUAGUUUUGACCCCGACACGAUGGCGAGUGCAGUAGACAGACUGCUAGGAGGCAAAGAUGACGAACUAGAUUCAGAUGAUCUAGAUGAUGAUGAUGAUGAUGAUGAAGAGGAGGAGGAAGAAGACAAUGAUGAGGCUUCCUCUGGUCACAUAGAGAUGAAUGGGACAGAAGCCUUGGACAGUCUUAAAAGCUACAUGGAUCAAAUGGACCAGGAGCUGAUGAGCACUAAUAUAGGACAGAGCUUUAAUCAAACGAAUUACAACAGCAAAGAUUUGGGCAACGGCUCUUCACAUUCUGCUACAGACAGUUCCCCAGGAGCGGCCGGGCCUGAGGACGCAGAGGAGGAGAUCCAGCCUCUAGAUGUUGACUUCAACUUGGUCACAAACCUGCUGGAGUCUCUCAGCUGCCAGGCUGGACUGGCCGGACCAGCCUCCAACCUGCUGCAGAGCCUGGGUUUACACCUGCCUCCCAACUCUGAUAGCUCCUGAAACACUAGUAGCUACUGCUACGCAUCUAACAAUUUUAUCUUACAUGCGUACGAGAGAGGUUUCAUCAGGUUUACAGUGGGUUUCAACAGAUGCGACUUUGUGUAAUGUGUGGAUACUUUAAUAGAAUUCACAUUCACUUGUUGAAAAUAAAUAUUUUUGCAAAUAAUCUUA